AGUAAGAAGGUCAGUGCUAGUAUUAUAUCAUAUUAAAUAAUAAACGAAUUAGUAAAUUUCAAAAUAUAUUAAUAUACACUUAGACUUCUCUAUUGUAACCAAACUAUCCUCAAAAAUGUCUGAUGAAACCGAUUUUAACAAAGCAAUUAAAAUUGAACCGUUUGAUGAUUAUCCUCAAGUGAAACAGGAAUUUGAUGUUACUGAAAAUACAUCAGACUUGUGUAUGGAUAACGAUGAUAUAUGUCUGCAGCAAUUUUUAAAAUCCGAGGUUACAAUUGACGAGGAAAUAAAACAAGAGACGAUUGCUGACCAAGAUGAUGUGACUAGUACAAACAAAACUGUAUUAGAUGAAAAUUCUUCCAUAUGUAAUGACAAGAUAAGUGAAUCAAGUACGAUAGUAGAUAGUACGAACAAAUCAAUGGAAAAAGUUUCAGGAAAGCGUAAGACAACUAGUAAGUUGAAAUAUAAAUGUAAAUCAUGCAGUAAAACAUUUGUAGCAAAACAAGGCUUAGACCGACAUGAAAUGAUCCAUACUGGAGAACGGCCUCAUGAGUGCAACAUAUGCAAUAAAAGAUUUUCACUGGCAGGUAAUUUAAGAGAGCAUUUAUCAGUGCAUAGUGAAGAACGACCUUAUGCAUGUGACAUAUGCAAUAAAAGAUACAAAACAAAACCUAAUUUAUAUCAACAUAAAAUUGUACAUACUGGAAAACGGCCGUAUGAGUGCAAAAUAUGCAAUAAAAGAUUUUUACAGUUAUCAAAACAAGGCUUACAACGACAUGAAAUGAUUCACACUGGAAAACGCCCUUAUAAGUGCAAAAUAUGUAAUAAAACAUUUUCACUGUUAAGUAAUUUAAAAAGACAUUUAUCAGUUCAUACUGGAGAACGGCCUCAUGAGUGCAAAAUAUGCAAUAAAAGAUUUUUACAGAAAAGUAAUUUAAGACAGCAUUUAUCAGUGCAUACUGAAGAACGACCUUACACAUGUGAAAUAUUGCAUACUGAAGAACGACCUUAUGAAUGUGAGACAUGCAAUAAAACAUUCAAAACAAAACAAACUUUAACUCAACAUGAAAUAGUACACACUGGAGAACGCUGUCAUGAGUGUAAUAUAUGCAAUAAAACAUUUUCACAGUUAAGUAGUUUAAAACAGCAUUUAUCAGUGCAUUCUGAAGAAUUCUUAUCCAUGUGA
This is a messenger RNA of Ctenocephalides felis (cat flea), 1186 nucleotides long. RefSeq names its product zinc finger protein 525-like. The record is from RefSeq and is a predicted model, not a curated record. NCBI's taxonomy places the organism in Eukaryota, Metazoa, Arthropoda, Insecta, Siphonaptera, Pulicidae. Bases 116 to 1186 code for a protein of 356 amino acids. The transcript has 3 exons.